This is a messenger RNA of Phycomyces blakesleeanus NRRL 1555(-), 1977 nucleotides long. RefSeq lists its product as hypothetical. NCBI's taxonomy places the organism in Eukaryota, Fungi, Mucoromycota, Mucoromycetes, Mucorales, Phycomycetaceae. Gene Ontology annotation, molecular function: protein binding. Bases 1 to 1977 code for a protein of 658 amino acids. The record is from RefSeq and is a predicted model, not a curated record. The transcript has a single exon.
AUGGGGGUGUCAGACCUACCAUUCGAAAUUCUUACACAGGUUGCUUAUAAUUUACCGGCAAGAGACAAACGCUCUUGUGCUUGUACGUGCAAGAGAUGGAAAUACCCGUUUCAAAUGGCUCUGUGGAGAAACAUAAAAGCUCGUGACUAUUCCGACAUCCAAAAGAUUAUUAACAGUAUUAAAGCUUCCCAAAGUAUAUACCCACUACACAGUCUCUGGGUUCAUAGUUUACAUAUGCAUCAUUCCUACGGUGAAUCAAAUUUACAAGAUAUAAAUCUUUCUGACCUAUUCAGAAACCUGCCAAACUUGAAGCGCCUGGAGCUAGAGGUUGGAAACUGUAAAGAUAUUUACACAGAGAUCCCAAGAUCAGACGAAAUAUGGAAGUCCUUAGAAAGUCUGAAAAUAAAAUACAGUGCGAUUAUAUCGAGGGAGCCGCCACAAAACGUCUUGGAAUUUAUAAAUGCGUGUACCAUGCUCCAGAAAUUGGAAAUACACAAGCACGGAGAGGGUUAUCGCAUGGAGUUUAAUGUGGAUGACUUUAACAGCAUGCACCAAAACUUACGAAUCUUAUCAUCUAUCAAAGCUAAACUAUGUCUCAGGGCUAACUUUCCGGCUACACUAGACACAAUCCCCAACACGACACCGGCGUUUGGCAUGAUAUCCCUAGAUAUAGAUUCAAGAAUAUCCGAAAAGACAUUCGGCUAUAUAGAUUCAUUUCGGAGUAACUGGAAUCCUUUAUGGCUGUACUAUUUUGGCUACAAAUAUCCAAACCUGCGUUCCCUAAAAUUGAAUGCCACGGAUGCAUGGGAGAAGUCAAUGGAUUUGGACAAGCGGCAAAGAAUUAUCUCUCUCUUUCAAUCCAAUACAAACGCAUUCAAGCACUUGGAAACAUUAGUCUUUACGACCAACGAACAUUUCCAGUUUUCCGAUUUUAUUUUAUGGGAAUUGCUUUGGGCAUUAAAAGUUCCUCUUAAGCAUUUGACGGUAGAUACAACAUAUAAUGGCGAAAUAGACGGUCCAUACCCAAUGACUAUAGGCAGAAUCUUACAAUUCGUCUCUGAGACACUUAAAAGCCUUUCGAUUAUAGGGCCUAUAUAUAGCGAUAAUGAUAAAAAGCCGACUCUUGAACUAUCCCAUUACUUUCCGUUUUUAACUAAUCUUUGCAUCAGUGGCAGCAAUGUGUCUCUUAAUCUAGAUGAUGUAUUGGGCAGAUGUGUGACCCUUAAACAGCUGAAAAUUUGUGGUGGAAGAUUAUUCAUUAAUCCAAGCAUGACAACCGAGGAGUCAAAACAACAGCAACAACAACAACAACAUCAUCACCCUCAGCAGCAGUAUGGACUACAGACAUUGAAGCUAUAUGAUUGUACUAUAAGCGCCAAAGUAUUUAAUCACCUUUCUUUCAGGUGUAGAAGUUUGAAGCACAUGAAUUUGAACACCUUGUGCAUCCUUGGAUCUGUUUGUGAAAAAACCGGAUGUUUGUUACUCGAUAUGUCACAUACUUUUCUAAAGACUCUAUACAUCGGCCAGAUUCGAUACAGCAGAUCAUACGAAGAAAUGAAGGCAAAUGAUUAUAUUAAUAUGACACUUUUGUCUCAGUUAAAUGAUGCCCCAUUAUCAGACGAAGAGAGCGAAAGAAAGAAAAAUGAGAUGGAUUUAGAAUACUCUACUGUAGACUUUGGCAGUAUGAAUUGGCUCCACACAUAUGAGUUCGACUCGGAUACUGGGGCAAAAGACUAUGUCACUGUAAGACUUUCGGCCGAAGAGGUCGAUAGUGUACUUGAAUACUUUAAAAACUUUCAGUCGAGCAGAAUUAGCUCAACUUUUGAUGAUAGCAGCUCAUGUGAUGGACAGGAAACACAGAUCUACUGGAACCACGAUCUUCACAAAGGAUACGGCGAAUUGAGACUUGGCAAUAUUGAAGCUGUUCAAGUUAUAUGUGCACAAAAGGAUAAUAGUUUUAGGAAAUAUGCUGUAUGA